Molecule: messenger RNA, 1914 nt
Organism: Stylonychia lemnae
Lineage: Eukaryota; Ciliophora; Spirotrichea; Sporadotrichida; Oxytrichidae
Source: the annotation of a GenBank genome assembly
AUGAUGAUAAUCAUGACAUAGCAGUAGAAAGCGAGUGAGUAGCAGGAUGAUAAAAAGCCGCCCAACUUCAUCAGGCAAUCUCACGCUUCAUCCCUUUAAAAUUUAAUGGACAAAGUUUCAAAUUCUUACAAUGAGCCUAAUGAUUAAUACAAAGUGAUUCCCAACAUUGCGACAGUUUCAGCCAACCAGCGCAGAGAAGGCCAGGCGUUCUCUCAGUCAAGGCAAAACAAGAUAAAUCAAAACAACAGACCAGUAAGUACUUAAAAAUCCUAAGUAAUUGGAAUGUAGACUACCUAAUUUUCUUUGUCGCCAUAUCAUUACUCUGGAGCUGGGGUUUAAAACAAUAAUGGUUCAGUUGAAGAUGGAAUAAGAAUAGGUGCGGAAAAUAAAAAAUCUAUUCUCGCAAUAUAGGGAUAAAAUAGGAAUACCAAUAUUGAUUUGUUAGCUAAGAAAAGGUAGUGGGAACUGUAAAAUGGGCAACCAGUAUAACAUCGAGAGUCACUUUAAUCCAGACUAUUAGAGCGAAUCACUAUCAAGAAGCAAGCAUAAAACGAGAUAUUUCUACAGGAAGAGAUAUCUAGUGAAGAAGAGGAAGACGAUGGAGAAACUACAAAUCACCAAGUUCAGGAGGAAGAUUAAGAAGAUGAUGAUGAUAACAAGACUACUGAGAGGAAGAGUGUAGCUCACCAUUCCAAGCGCAAAGGCACCUCAGACAGAGUUUACACACAGGACUAUGAUGAUGAAAAUGCUGCUGAUAUAGAAGAUGCGGACAGAGUCGAAGAUGAUGAAGAUGAAGAACGAGAUCGAUCAGUAAGUCAAAUCAGAAAAUAGAAUAGAAAGCAGGGACUAUUUAAAGAAGACCUAAAUAGCAAUACAGCAGCUGAGAGCAUGAAAAAGAAGUUUCAUUUUCAUGUUAACUAAAAAUAGUAAUCUAGUACUGUAUAUGGGUCUAAAUUCUUAGACUUCCGCAAAACCUUUUAAAAUUUCAAUGCUAAUUCUAAUAAGGCUCUAAAUAUAUAUGGUCUGUCGGAAAAUUAAUAAUAAUAUACUACUCAUUAUGGUGGAAAUUUCAAAGAUGGUUUUAAUAAGAAAUCCAGCUUCUAAGCUGAAGAUUAGUAUGGAGGAAUAAACAUCAACAAUGGAAUCUAUGGUAAUCUCAAUUCUAAUUCAGCCAAAAAUCAAACUUCUAGCACUAAUAGGAUGGAUGGAAAGGGAGCUCCAGGAUGGCAUAAAUUUGCAGUAACUUCAAACAAUUUUUAUGACCCAAGAACAAGUGGGACUAAGAAUCAACCUUAAGAAAGCACAAAUCUCAUUCAGUACUAAUAAAGGUUCCACUCUAACCGCAGGAUAGAAGGAAAUCAUAAUAACGUUGUAGCAAGCAAUAAUAACUAUGGAAAUAAUUAGGUUAAGCCUUUGACUUAAGCGCCAGGAACAACUGGUGGAGCUUAAACUGCUGGCAGAAAAACCUUUUAUGUCAGUGAUUAGAAUGUAAAUCUCAUAAUGUAACAUAAUAUGGCUUCGAGAGCAGGAGGAGUUCAAAAUGCUCCUUACCAAUAGAUUGACAAUAACGGAUUCACAAAACCAAGAGCACUUUCAAGAUAGGCAGAUGCUCAUAUAAAAAUAGAGGUUCACAGGGAUGAAAACAUAAAGAAUCAUCUCUAAAGAGAAUAGAGAGAGAAUAUGAAUCUUAUGUUCUAUGAUUUUAAUGGCUCGUCACAAAAUCAAAACAGUACUGGUUAAAAUUUCUAUCAGAGUAAUGGCAAGAGAUAAAACAACAAGGUAGAGGGAGAUAGAUUACCAACCAGAGAAAGAGGGUAUAGGAGUGCUUAGUAAAACAUAAGGAGAAGAGUGGUUCCCAAUUAAAAUCACCUCCCUCAAAAUCAAUUUGAGGAUCUAACUCAGAAUGUAUAUUGA